This is a messenger RNA of Pistacia vera, 2083 nucleotides long. RefSeq names its product PR5-like receptor kinase. The record is from RefSeq and is a predicted model, not a curated record. The coding region runs from base 128 to 1969 and encodes 613 amino acids. Gene Ontology annotation, biological process: protein phosphorylation. Lineage: Eukaryota; Viridiplantae; Streptophyta; Magnoliopsida; Sapindales; Anacardiaceae. The transcript has 3 exons. Gene Ontology annotation, molecular function: protein kinase activity; ATP binding.
CACUCCUUUCAUUUCCUUUCUUCAAAUUUUUCCAUCCAAUUUCCAUAAGAGGGACAACAAACAACAGUAGAUUAUAUGAUAUCUUGUUCACCUGGAGUUUCCAUUGCUAAUAAUAUUGAAUUUUGUAAUGGAUCGUGUCUCUUAUCUUGUUCUAAUCUUCAUUGCCUCUCAUCUAUUACUUAUUUCCUUAGCACAAGAAGUUAAGAAAUCCAAUCCAAAAUGUACACCUUUUUACUGCGGAAAAUUCGGACCUGUCAGCUUCCCCUUCACGAAUCAUACUCAGCCGGAGUGUGGUUUGCUGAUAAUAUACGACUGCAACAAACUUGUUCAGAAGAUUCAACUAGGAAAGGGCGGGCCAUGGUUUGCAGUUGCGAGCGUCUCCCAGGAUAACACUCUCAGGCUACGAGAUCUGGAGUUUCAAAGUAAUCAGAUACAAAGCCUGAGCUGUGAUACCUUCAGGAAUUUGAGCCUUCCCAUUUCUGCUUUUCUCACUUUCGAACUCCGAGACGAUCCGAUCAAGUUCAAGUGCCCCAGCACACAAAGUUACCCUGCAAAUUAUAGCUUGUCAUGCAAUGAUUCAAGGCACUAUGUCAUCUAUGACAAUUACAAACAUGGUAACUUACCAAGUCCUCCAGCUCAAUGUUCACUUGUUCACCUCCUGGUGAACAACACUAAGCGAAGAGUCAACUUUAUAAAUUUGUUCACUGGUCGGUUUCGGAUUAGAGUGAAUGUAAUACAAGAAUGUUACCAAUGUUACUGGAGAGGAGGCAAAUGUCAAAGUGAUGGCAAAGGAAAUUUUCAUUGUUCAAAAUCAAGAACAGGGCUUGGAAAAGUGGGAUUGAAGCUAGGCACAGGACUUGCCAUAUCAGCCACUGGAACUGGCAUAUUGAUUCUAGCCUUCUGCUUCUGGAAAAAAUGGUCAUCGCAUAAUUCCAAGGUCUUCAACUUGAAGAAGAAAACUGAGGAUUACCAAAACAUCGAAGUAUUUUUAAGGAACCAAGGAUCCCUUGCACCUAAAAGAUAUAGUUAUUCAGAUAUUAAGAGAAUGACUAAUUCAUUCAAACAUAAGCUAGGCCAAGGAGGAUACGGAGGUGUUUACAAAGGUAGAUUGUCUGAUGGUCGUAAUGUAGCAGUGAAGGUCUUAAUUAAAUCCAAUGGCAAUGGUGAAGAAUUUAUUAAUGAGGUUGCUAGCAUUAGUAAGACUUCCCAUGUCAACAUUGUUACUCUUUUAGGUUUCUGUUUUGAGGGUCAUAAAAGAGGUCUCAUCUACGAAUUUGUAUCCAAUGGAUCACUUGAGAAAUUCAUAUACGAAAAAAGUCUAUCCCAGACAAUUCAUUCAUUAAAGUGGGAAUCAUUAUAUCAGAUUGCAAUAGGCAUAGCUCGAGGAUUAGAGUACUUGCAUCGUGGUUGUAGCACACGAAUUUUGCACUUUUACAUAAAGCCACACAAUAUUCUACUGGAUGAAGACUUUUGUCCAAAGAUUUCUGAUUUUGGUCUUGCAAAAAUUUGCCCCAAGAAAGAGAGUGUUGUAUCAAUGACAGGUGCACGAGGGACUAUUGGUUAUAUUGCUCCAGAAGUAUUUUAUAGAAGCUUUGGAGUAGUCUCUCACAAGUCAGAUGUUUAUAGCUAUGGAAUGAUGGUUUUAGAAAUGGUUGGAGGGAGAAAGAAUAUUGAAGUUGACGUUGAUAGCACAAAUGAAAUAUAUUUACCACAUUGGAUUUACCAACAUCUUGAAGUAGAUGAAGAAUUUGCGCUACAAGGCAUUGCAAAUGAAGAGGACAAAGAGUGUGCAAGGAAGAUGAUAAUUGUUAGUUUGUGGUGCAUACAGACUAACCCCUCUGAUAGGCCGCCCAUUAGUAGAGUGGUGGAUAUGUUGGAAGGAAGCCUCGGUUCCUUGCAAAUCCCACCGAAGCCUUUUCUAUCUUUUCCAGGAUCACAGGUAGAUUCUUCAACACAUUUGUUAGACUGAUAUUGUAAUCCAAUGGCAUUCCAAAAUGCACAUCUUCCCAAAAGGAGAAAUGAUUUUGUAUUUAUACUUUUCAAGCUAUUCAGUGACGAUUUUUACAAAUAUAAGAAGAAUAUU